AUGAAAAAGGUGAGAGAGUGUGGGAUUGGAGGAGAGUGGGGAGAGAGGUGAGGGAAUUUUGCGGUAAAAAAUUGAAAAAGGGUGAGAAAGUGGGGAAAGGAGGAGGAUUGAGGGUUGUUGCGCAACCUAGAGGUUGCGGGAGGGCAAGAGGUUGCGGGGUGUUGCGCAACCGAGAUGUUAUGAAUGUUGCGCAACCUAGAGGUUGCGGUAGGUUAAAGAGUUUAUGAUUUAUGUCUGUGAUUUUUUUCCGGAAAAAGCGGAAGGAUCAAGACUAUCAAGUCCAUCAAUAAAAUUUGAUGACUCUUCAAUAAACUUUUCGACUCAAUGAUGAUGAAAUAAUUUUUUACCCUUUUCAAAAGGAUUAAGAAUCCAAUAACUUUUAUUCGUUUAUUCAAAAACCAACAGGUUGCGGUAGGUUAAAGAGUUUAUGUGUUUGUGAUUUUUUUCCGGAAAAGCGGAAAGAUCAAGAGUAUGUAUGGCCCAUGAAUAAGAGUUGAUGACCCUUCAAUAAACUUUAGAGGUCACAGAUCUCCAGGAUUUUCGGGGCCGUUUGGGGUCAAUAGGUCACGCCUCCAAAAAGACCUAUAUAUUCAGACAAGAUAUUAAGACAUUUUCAUUAAAGUGCAUGUCGCUAGUCGCGGCAAUUCCCUGUUUUUUGCACUAGCGACAUGCACUUUAUGUCGCGACUAGAAUCAUUUUGCCGAAAAAUUAAAAAAAAUUUUUUUAGUGAAAUGGAAAAACUGUGUGAAGAGUUUAAUUCAAUGUCCCUCUCCGAGGACGAAACCGAAGUAAGCUUCAUUUUUUUUUUUAUUUUUUCUUUUAUUUUUUUAAUUUUCUGUUUUUUUUUUAGUUAGCGCACCUCAGUGCGCGCCUCGUGGCGGAUUUCCCAGGGUGUUCAACCUUGGAGGAGUUUCGGCUUCAAAUAAUCCGAAACUUUUAUAAAGCUUAUUAUGCCAUUAUAUAUGGCGAAGCCUCACAGGCUUCCAAGGAGGCGGCGGAAGAACUCCGUCGCUGUUUCGAGCAGACACUCGAAACAGUAGACGGGGUGGACCCCCGGUCCAAUGAAAGGAUUCAUGGAUGCCCUUAA
Messenger RNA from Bursaphelenchus xylophilus (pine wood nematode), 1087 nucleotides. NCBI's taxonomy places the organism in Eukaryota, Metazoa, Nematoda, Chromadorea, Rhabditida, Aphelenchoididae. The record is from the annotation of a GenBank genome assembly.